AUGAAUGUUGUACAAAAUAUGGUAUCUGAUGACAUCGGGUACGUGAUAUACUCUGCGCUGGGCAGCUUCUACAUUCCCUCCUGCAUCAUGGUGUUCGUCUACAUCAGAAUAUACUACGCGGCGAAAGCGCGCGCUAGAAGAGGCAUCCGAAAGAACCCAAGGCCGCGGCCUAAUGAACAGCAGACAAGUUUUUCAAAUCCAAAAGGCACACGGCCCAUGCCUACCACGUCGUCACUGCACAUGCCACCAGGAGUUGACACAAACAACUCUAAUAAUAACAGGGAGGGACAAAUUUCAACAAUAGAGACGCAGCAAGUGCCAAUACCGACGGUAACGUGCGACUUCGCGUCAGACAUCUCGACCAGCGAGGCCGGCGAUCCCGGACCACAGCCGGAUGAAAGGAAAGAUACGCUUAAGGUGGUCACAUGCGCACAGGUAACAAGGAACCCGCUAGCAGCGUGUCCGUACAGAAGUUCGACAUUAUCAGUCAACGGGGAACUGCAACUCCAGCAAUCGCAACGAGGUAGAGCACCCAGCAUGGCCAUAGAUACAGAUAUGGUCUCAGAACUGGAACCAUCAUCGUCCGAUUCAGGCGUAGCCACGCGAUGCGCGGUCGUAAAACCACUAAAACUAAGGAUAUGCCAGCCUAUAUUCGGUAAAAAAUCAGAUUCAACAAGAAGGCAAGAGAAAUCACAGCCAACAAAAUCUGAAUUGGAACCAGCGCUACCAAAGCAGCAUAAACCUAGAGAUCCAGAAAGAGAGAAAAGAAGAUUAGCGAGAAAGAAAGAGAAAAGAGCAACGUUGAUAUUAGGUUUAAUAAUGGGUAGUUUUAUUGCUUGCUGGCUGCCUUUCUUCUUCCUUUAUAUCUUGAAAGCCGCGUGUAGAUGGUGCGUUAUACCAUCCAGUGCGUUUGCUAUCGCCUUUUGGUUGGGUUAUAUGAACUCUGUAUUAAAUCCAGUUAUUUAUACGAUAUUCAAUAAGGAUUUCAGAAGAGCGUUCAGACGGAUACUGUUCAAGUGA
This is a messenger RNA of Papilio polytes (common Mormon), 1020 nucleotides long. Its product is annotated as alpha-2 adrenergic receptor-like. The record is from RefSeq and is a predicted model, not a curated record. The transcript is spliced from 5 exons. Gene Ontology annotation, biological process: adenylate cyclase-activating adrenergic receptor signaling pathway. The coding region runs from base 1 to 1020 and encodes 339 amino acids. Gene Ontology annotation, cellular component: membrane. NCBI's taxonomy places the organism in Eukaryota, Metazoa, Arthropoda, Insecta, Lepidoptera, Papilionidae. Gene Ontology annotation, molecular function: G protein-coupled amine receptor activity.